Gastrolobium bilobum is the source of this 714-nucleotide messenger RNA. RefSeq lists its product as uncharacterized. The coding region runs from base 1 to 714 and encodes 237 amino acids. The record is from RefSeq and is a predicted model, not a curated record. NCBI's taxonomy places the organism in Eukaryota, Viridiplantae, Streptophyta, Magnoliopsida, Fabales, Fabaceae. The transcript has 3 exons.
AUGGCUGCAGCAAAAUGGCUCCAGGUGAUGGAGAAAAUCUUCAGGGUGAUGAGAUGCCCUGACGCAAUGAAGUUAAUCUAUUCCGUGGAAGAAGAAGCAGAGAAUUGGGAGGCUAGGGAGCAGAAGCAGAAUGAAUUUAAUGAUUUGAAACAAGGGUUGAUGUCAAUUGACCAAUACUUUGUUAAAUUCAAUGAGUUGGUGAAAUACGCCAAUUAUGGGAGAGCUUUACCCACUCCGGCUGAAAUGACCUCCAAGUUCCAAUGGGGUCUGAACGAAAAGAUGUCUCGGAAGAUGUCAAACUGUGACAUUCGAGAAUUUAGUAGAUUUGUAAAUCAGUGCAGAAAGGUGGAAGAGGUAUACAUGGGGUCACAGAUCAAGAAGCCUUCUGAGGCCCAGACACCUAGUUCCAAUAGAGCAACGGGCUCAAGUUAUUGGAAGAACAAGAAGAUUAAAGGCAAGAAGCUAAAUGUGAAUAGUCCAUUAGACUUGUUUAAAAAGCCCGGAACUCCAAAGACUUUUGUUGAUAGGGGACCUCCUCCCAAGUGUAAAGGUUGUGGUAAGGAGCAUAGAGGUCCGUGUUCUACAGGUGAAGUCAUUUGCUAUAAAUGUGGAAGAUGGUUGGUUGUUGAUUAUGCCUUGGUGUUGUCUAGGAUUGAGGCAAUUGGACCAACAUUGAGUGACCAACCGUUGGAGCAAGCAAUGGAGCUUGAUUAG